Molecule: messenger RNA, 1286 nt
Organism: Spinacia oleracea (spinach)
Lineage: Eukaryota; Viridiplantae; Streptophyta; Magnoliopsida; Caryophyllales; Amaranthaceae
Exons: 4
Coding region: 534-1286 (250 amino acids)
Source: RefSeq, a predicted model, not a curated record
AUAAUAUUUCUUUAACUUGUCCUUAAAGAGUUUUUCAUGUAGCAAACUGACAUUGGUUCUAGGACAAAAAGUUAUCAGAAAAAACAUUUAUUUCCAUCUUUUUAUGUUGUCUUUGACAGCUUCGUAGUGAAAAGGCGAGGAAAAGUGCAUCAUGCAACAAGAACCCACAUCGCACCGGCCAAAAGGGUUAUAAUAGAAAGCGACUAGAUUGGAUAAAGGAUGGACGACUUCCACCAGAUGCAGCUUUACCUAUCUCGAGUAGCUCCUCGGUGAACUCAUCAGUGACCUCAAAUGUUAAUAGAGUUAGAAAAUACAGAUCAAAGGAGUGGAUUUUGGCCCAUCAAGUACAAAAUAAAGAGGGAAAGUGGGAAAUUGACCCGAACGAUACAGAAGUUGUUGAAAUCGCAACAAAAGCUUUAGAGUACAUCGCAGAAGAGGAAAAAGGAAAUCUUUCUUUCGAACAGGGUGAGGAUGCCCUCACUAAAGCUAUAGGGAAAAAAGAUCAUCGUGGGCGUGUCAAGGGAACAGGUGGCAUGGUUGGUAUCAAAAAGGCUUUCGGUCCGUGUAUUCGACAUAGUAGAAGUGACCAUGGUGAAGCUUCAUCAGAAAAUUACGAAUCAAUCAGAGCUUCUGUGAAAAAUGAGUUUGAAGGUGAAUUAGAGAAAAGGGUAGAGAAAAGGGUGGCAGAGGCCCUCCAAAAGCAACUAAGCACCUUGUUAAAAACAGGACAACUAAACUCCAUUUCUACCCCGAUACCUGAUGACCUCCACUUAAAUGAUUCUGCCAGAGUUGACCUUGAUGUUAGUGCUACAAGAACCACUCGUCACAUCUUAGUGCCGCAACCACGCGAGCUAAAGGAAAGGACUCCAUGUCGUCUUGCCCUUGAGGAGAAAGUUUCAGGCAACAACAUUGUCGUGGCGGAUGGUAUGGUACAACCCUCAGAUGGUGCAUUGCCCCAACAUUUUACAUCGAUGAAGCCUGGUCACUAUAAAGUCCAAGUUGAUUUUGUUUACGACGGACAUGUUGAUGAUAUUCUUCCGGUACCUACGGGAGAUGGUUUCACUAACUUAGGCGGUGCUCUGGGUAGUUUUGUGCAAUGGCCCAUACACUUAGUGAUUUUCGAAGACGGCGAGGAUUGUACUUCACCUCCUAAAAAGAAGUCCAAGUCUAAUGUUUCUAAAGAGAGGGAUGGUAGCUCCAAGAAAAAGACAACGGUGUUAGCGGCCCAAAAGAAGACAACAGACUUACCAUCCAAGGUAAACCCUCUAAAACUCAUUCGAACCUAA